AGAAAUGUAAACAGCAGUGGCGGUAUAGUGAGGUUGGGAUGGAGCCACAGGUGUCUGGGAGAGACGGCAAGGACAAACCCGGAGAUGGGGCACACAGCUGUCUGAACUCCGGCAUGUUUCUUAGCGGAUUUGACGGGCAGUCGAGGCUGCUGCUUCGGUCACUGAUGUCCGGAACCUCCGGGGCCUCGAGAGCGCUGGGCGUCUUCCGCAGGCAGCAACGGGCUAACCCCGAGAGCUCACUGUGUGGCUUCAUAGAAACACUGUGCAGAGACGAAAUAACCCACACAGAGGCUGACACUGAGUUUCUAACCGUUAAACCACUAGUCUGCCUGUUUCCACCUUUAUUUAAACAAAACCUGCUGUCCUUCAUCCACCUGGUGCACUCUGUUCUUCCUCGGACCGCUGUACUCCAUCUGAUCAAAUGUCUCAGCCAGGACUCUCGUCCAAACCCGUGGGUGACUGCUCUGUGCAGACAACUCGAAAGAGACCUGGAAACCCACCGUGAGGUGCCUCUGUACACCACACCGUGCAGCCAAAGACUAAAGGAGCUCUCCCAGGGUUUGAUCGGAUCUGCUGAAACUGGAGGAUGGACCAAGUGCUUCAGUGGUCAAACGGCAGAAUUUGAAUCCCAGAGUACAUCUGAUUUAUCUGAGCUGGGGACACAGAGGAAGAGAAAGGGCAGUUUUGUCAGCGUGGGGUCUGAUGGUGAAGAAACGGGAUCACAGAGUAAACGGAUAAAGAUGGAUGAUAAUGAGUGUGUCACAGCUGAAGAACUGAGAGUUAACAAGGAAAUGCCGGGAGCGCCAGAAAGUGAUGCUGCAGCAGAAACUCCAGCCUCAGACAGUUCGUGUGAUGGCCUGCCUGAACAGAUAAAGGUCUGUAUUCCUCAGAUAAAAGAGUUGUUGGAGAGUCAGACGGAGUGGGACCAGAGCUCCACAGAUGUGUUCAAAGUGCUGAACAACUGUGACUCAAACCAAGUGGAGGUGUUAUGCAGCAUGCUGAAUUUGCCGGGCUUACCUGACCAGGCGCUGCCUAAACUGUGCAGCAGUGUUUUGGCGCUCUCUCCUGACCUCAGCUACAGCACUGCUGCAACGCUCAUCAAGAGCCUUCUGCUGGAGAAGGUGCUGUCGCUGUCAGAGCCGGCCUCCAGGUGUCUGGUUACCGCAGUGACAUCACUGUGUAGCCGCUAUCCCAGACCAGUGUGCCAGGCUCUAAUCGGACCAGUACUAGAGAAAGAGAACAUAGGGCCUCCACAGGCUGAGCUGCUAAGCAGACUGAUAGAAAGCUGCCUGGAUUCUCACUACAGACUGCUGGUGGUUCAUAAGGUCUCCAGGGAUACUUUAUAUGAAGCCGUGAAGGAGGUCCUGCAGGGCUCCGUGGCCAAGCCGAGGAAGUUUGUGGAAUCGGUGGAGCUUCAGAUCAGCCUGAAAAACUAUGAUCCCCAGAAGGACAAGCGUUUCUCCGGCACUGUCAGGUUCGACCUUUUACUGUCUCACCCACCCUUUUCCCUGUGCGUCUCCAGCCCUGUCUGA
This is a messenger RNA of Neolamprologus brichardi, 1532 nucleotides long. NCBI's taxonomy places the organism in Eukaryota, Metazoa, Chordata, Actinopteri, Cichliformes, Cichlidae. The record is from RefSeq and is a predicted model, not a curated record.